AAAAUACCCAAACAUCCCAUGCAUGAAAGUUCCAUGCCUGAUUUGCUGCAGUGUGCUGAUUGUGCACGUGAAUGGUGAAGACGCGUUCGGAAACAAAGUCCAGAGCUGUCUCAACUUGGUGGACCUGGCAGGGAGCGAGCGAGUGGACAGGUCAGAAGUCACAGGAGAUGGGCUGAAGGAAGCACAGCACAUCAACAAGUCUCUGUCAUGUCUGGGAGAUGUCAUUACAGCUCUGGCGGAGAAGAAGCCCCACGUCCCAUACAGAAACAGCAAGCUCACACUUGUGUUGCAGAAGUCUUUAGGUGGGAGUGCAAAAACUCUCAUGUUUGCCCAUGUGAGCCCAGAGGAGGACUCCUUCGGCGAGACUCUCAGUACUCUCAAGUUUGCCCAGAGGGCCUCCACUGUUGAGCUUGGCGCAGCCCGUUCUAAUAGAGAUAGCAGUGAGGUUUUAGAGCUGAAAGCACAGGUUGAGAGCUUGAAAAAAGCAUUGGCAAACAGAGAAGCUUCUUCACAAAUCAUAAAACCUAAGGACGAAGGCAUGAUGACGCCUAGUGAGAAACCAAAGGCGAUUCCACAGACCCCAUGCCUCACCAGAGGAAGAAGGCUAAGUCUUGAAGGGCAGUGCUCCUCCAAUAAGGACGAUCAUCGUUUUCGUCGUCCUAGAACUCCUCCACCACCCCCAAGGAUGACCAAAAGCCAAGUCUUUGCUGUCCCUCCCCAGAGUCCUACAGAGUCUGCUGCGAAGUGUAGAGUGGAGAAGGACGCGAAGGCCAAAACACCUGAACCUGCAGCAGUGGUCAGUUCUUCUACUACUCCUCAUAGAAGAAAUGAGCUUCAAACGCCAACGGGUAAAGCUUCUCAAAUAAGAAAAUCUCUGCGUACCAUAGGAAAGUUGAUCAAUGGAUCUGAUAAUGGAAAGAAAAAGAAGGAAGAGGCAAAGUCGCCAAUUGCAUCAUCUAAUGGAAGAACAUUAAGAAGGCAAUCACUUACAGGCAUCUUACCACCACCACCACCUGAGAAUUCCAGGAGAUCUUCACUCGGCUGGAGAUAGCCUCUUAAUGAGCUGUAUUUGAUGAUGAUGAUGAUGAUAUUCUAUUACUGUCUUCUCAGCCCGAUUCCCUUACAUGGG
Cuscuta campestris is the source of this 1129-nucleotide messenger RNA. The record is from the annotation of a GenBank genome assembly. NCBI's taxonomy places the organism in Eukaryota, Viridiplantae, Streptophyta, Magnoliopsida, Solanales, Convolvulaceae.